Molecule: messenger RNA, 1008 nt
Organism: Thyridium curvatum
Lineage: Eukaryota; Fungi; Ascomycota; Sordariomycetes; Thyridiales; Thyridiaceae
Exons: 3
Coding region: 1-1008 (335 amino acids)
Source: RefSeq, a predicted model, not a curated record
AUGUACUGGAAGGCACUCAGCCUGCUGGCCGCGGCAGCUGUCUCAGUCGAUGCCGCUGCCACGCUCCGCUUCUCUUGCUCACAGCUCGUGGUUGAGCGACUAGACCCCCUGGUCAACCCCGGCAUGAUGCCUUCGGUGCAUCUGCAUCAGGUCGUCGGCGGUAACUCCUUCAAUGCCUCCAUGGAUCCUGCCACCCAUAAUAUCGCCGAGGAAUCGACAUGCACCUCGUGCACACCAACCGAAGACUUCUCCAACUAUUGGACCGCCGUCCUCUUCUUCCGUGCCCGAAACGGCACCUUCCACCGGGUCAACACCUUUGGCAACGAGCUCGGCUUCACCGGCGCCUCGGGCGGCCAGACCGUCUACUACCUCUCCUCGGGCAAGGUCACGGCCUUCAAGCCCGGGUUCCGCAUGACCGUCGGCGACCCGUCCUUCCGCACGGCGCAGCAGCUCAACGCCAAGUACCGGUUCAUGGACUACACGUGCCUCGACUCGCCCAUGACGCGUGGCGGCGCCACGACAAGCUUCCCCAACAAGCAGUGCCGCGCGGGCAUCAUGGUCUCGAUCCGCUUCCCGACGUGCUGGGACGGCAAGAACAUCGACUCACCCGACCACCAGUCGCACGUCGCCUACCCGCGCGGCGCCGCCUGCCCGGCCACCCACCCGGUCGCCAUCCCGCAGGUCUUCUACGAGACGUACUGGGACACGCGGCCCUUCAACGACAGGGCGCUGUGGCCGGCCGACGGGUCGCAGCCCUUCGUGUGGUCGUUCGGCGACAAGACCGGGUACGGCAUCCACGGCGACUACAUGUUUGGCUGGAAGGGCGACGCGCUGCAGCGCGCCAUGGACACCAACUGCAACAGCGACCUGUUCUCCAACCGGAUCAACUGCCCGACGCUCAAGACGCAGACGCUCGACCAGGCCAACAAGUGCACCAUCAAGAGGCAGAUCAACGAGGACCUCGACGCGUGGCUGACGGAGCUGCCCGGCGGCAUGAUGGUGACUUGA